Molecule: messenger RNA, 1215 nt
Organism: Eurytemora carolleeae
Lineage: Eukaryota; Metazoa; Arthropoda; Copepoda; Calanoida; Temoridae
Gene: Gmer
Product: GDP-L-fucose synthase
Exons: 11
Coding region: 47-991 (314 amino acids)
Biological process (GO): nucleotide-sugar biosynthetic process
Molecular function (GO): GDP-L-fucose synthase activity
Source: RefSeq, a predicted model, not a curated record
UCAUUUCCUAUUUUGUACUCGCUGUUUGAUUAUUAUUUCAGAUAAAAUGGAAAAAAGAGUAAUUCUUGUCACCGGUGGGACUGGAUUGGUCGGGAAAGGUAUUGAAACUGCUCUCGAAUCUUGUAAAGAGGAGGGAGAAGAAUGGAUAUUCUUGUCUAGCAAAGAUGCAGAUUUAUCCAGUGAAUCUAGUACGAUGGCCCUGUUUGAGAAGUAUAAACCAACCCAUGUAAUUCAUCUAGCAGCUAUAGUUGGGGGACUAUUCGCUAAUAUGAAAGCUAACUGUGAUUUCUUCAGAUUGAAUAUGAAAAUGAAUACAAAUAUUCUAGAGAUGGCUCAGAAGUUCAACGUAAAAAAGGUAGUGUCCUGUAUGUCUACCUGUAUAUUCCCGGAUAAGACGACCUAUCCUAUUGAUGAAACAAUGUUACACAAUGGACCUCCGCAUUCUUCAAACUAUGGAUACUCCUACGCUAAACGAAUGAUUGAUGUACUGAACAGAUCGUACAAGGAACAGUACAACUGUGAUUUCACCUCUAUAAUCCCCUGCAACGUGUUUGGACCUCAUGAUAACUUCAAUAUACAGAACGGACAUGUGGUCCCUGGACUUAUUAAUAAAGUUGUUGAGGCUCAAAAGAAUGGAACUCCAUUCGAGAUUUGGGGAACUGGUUCUCCACUCAGGCAGUUCAUCUAUAGCAUAGAUCUUGGUAAACUGAUAAUAUGGGUUCUACGUGAAUACAAGGAGGUGGAUCCCAUCAUUCUAGCAUCAGAUCAAGAAGUCUCUAUCAAGGAUGUUGCAUUCAUGAUAAAGGAUGCCGCAGAAUUCCAAGGCGAAGUGAAGUUUUUGACUGAUAAGGCUGACGGCCAGUUUAAGAAGACCGCCAGCAACGACAAGUUGAAGUGCUACCUGCCUCAGUUCCAAUUUACGCCGCUAGAGACCGCUAUCAAGGAAUCGGUCACUUGGUACAAGGAGAACUAUGCUACAGCUAGAAGAUAAAUCCAGCAAUCCAGCUAACAGUAUUCAAUAUACCAAAAAAAACAUAUUUUUCAGAUUAAUUCAAUAUUACAGAUUUUCUUCUUUAAAAAAAUAAUUUCUACAGCUUUCUUUAGAUUUGUUUUUCACACAUUAUCUUGUUUUUUGUAAUGGUUUUUGCUUUGCUCAGAAUAUGCUUGUGCACUUUUCUUUUAAUUCACUCGUAUUUAUUGUUUAUUAAUCAAAUG